AACCUCACAUUUCUCUCUAACUGACCUGGCGCUGAACCGCCGAGCGGACAGACAGGUAAAAGCGUUCAUAUCAAAUGUGGAGCGUGGACCAGAGACAAUAUCAGAGUAAAAGACACAAAAAGAAGACAAACUAGAAAAGUGAAACCACUCUGUGGACCCUGGCAGACUGAAGUGAUGUUGGUAAUGACACUAAUGAUGCUGCUGAUCGUUACGAUAAAGACGGCAGCAGCCUCGGCGCGCGGCUCUGAAAUGGACAUUAGACCUGGAUUUCAUCCCAGUUUGGCCAAACAAACCUCGUGCCCGUCUUGCCAGGUCAUGUUUGGAGUCACGGCGUUUCCCUCCAACAUCUCCAGCUCCCAGUGCCUGGAAGUUAAGCAGACGCAGAUCAGAGAGAUUCAGCAGGGCGCCCUCUCCAGCCUCCAGCACCUAAUGGAACUGACCAUAUCCGAGAACGACAUGCUGGAGAGUAUCGGUGCUUUUGCCUUUUCUGGCCUCCCUCAGCUCACCAAAAUUUUAAUAUCUAAAAAUGCUGCUCUGAGGAAUAUCGGGGCUUUUGCUUUCUCCGACCUCCCUGAACUCAGUGAGAUAAUCAUAACAAAGUCAAAACACCUGAGUUCCAUCCACCCCGAUGCAUUCAGGAACAUGGCAAGACUACGGUUCUUACGGCUCACCAGAAAUGGCAUCAAGGAGGUGGCAAGUGACGCCUUCAACGGAACAAAGAUGCACAGAUUGUUCCUAAGAGGCAACCGACAGCUUACUCACAUCAGUCCCAGUGCCUUUGUGGGUUCCAGUGAGUUGGUGGUACUAGACAUCUCCGAAACAGCCCUCGCCUCUUUGCCAGACUCGAUCCUUGGAGGCCUCAAGAGGCUGAUCGCCGAGUCAGCCUUCAACCUGAAAGAACUUCCUCCUCUUCAGCUCUUUACCAAACUACGCCAGGCAAAGCUGACAUACCCAUCACACUGCUGCGCCUUCCUGAACAUGCACCGAAACAGAUCGGGAUGGCACUCACUGUGCGACAACCCCGAGGCUAAAAAUAACCUGCACUUCUUCAGGGAACACUGCUCCAACUCCACCUCCAUCACCUGCAGCCCAGCCCCUGAUGACUUCAACCCCUGUGAAGAUAUAAUGUCUGCUGCCCCCUUACGCAUCCUCAUCUGGAUCAUCUCUGUCCUUGCCCUGCUGGGCAACACAGUAGUUCUCCUUGUAUUGUUAGGCAGCCGCUAUAAGCUGACUGUUCCUCGAUUCCUCAUGUGCCACCUGGCCUUUGCUGACCUCUGCAUGGGCAUCUACCUGGUAGUCAUUGCAACCGUGGAUAUGCUCACACGUGGACGGUACUACAACUAUGCUAUAGACUGGCAGAUGGGCUUGGGCUGCAAUGCUGCAGGCUUCUUCACGGUGUUUGCCAGUGAGCUGUCAGUGUUUACCUUAACAGCAAUCACCGUGGAGCGCUGGCACACCAUCACGCAUGCUCUGCGACUUGACCGCAAACUUCGCCUGAGACACGCUUGCAUCAUCAUGACAAUAGGCUGGAUCUUCUCCUUGCUGGCUGCACUGCUGCCCACAGUUGGGAUCAGCAGCUAUGGCAAAGUGAGCAUCUGCCUCCCCAUGGAUGUUGAGUCCCUGGUCUCCCAGUUCUACGUGGUCUGUCUUCUCCUCCUCAACAUCUUGGCGUUCUUCUGUGUAUGCGGCUGCUACCUCAGCAUCUACCUCACCUUUCGCAAGCCUUCAUCAGCGCCAGCCCACGCCGACACCCGUGUGGCUCAACGCAUGGCCGUCCUCAUCUUCACAGACUUCAUCUGCAUGGCUCCGAUCUCUUUCUUCGCCAUCUCAGCUGCCCUCAAGCUGCCUCUCAUCACCAUCUCAGACUCCAAGCUACUGUUGGUGCUAUUCUACCCCAUCAACUCAUGCUCCAACCCCUUCUUAUAUGCCUUUUUCACCCGUAACUUCAGAAGGGAUUUCUUUCUCCUCGCAGCUCGCUUCGGGCUGUUUAAGACUCGAGCGCAGAUUUACCGGACAGAGAGUUCCUCGUGUCAGCAGCCAGCGUGGACCUCUCCAAAGAAUAGCCGUGUUAUCUUGUAUUCCUUGGCCAAUACGCUAAGUCUAGAUGGAAAACAAGAGUGCUGACUUUUACCCACAUUUACAGGUAUGGACUUUUUGCCUUGAUUGCAUAUUAUAUCGAUACAAACAGGCUGCUAAUUCCUUAAAAUGAUGCCUCAGAUCAUGAAUUUUGAUUACUACCUGGGAAAUUUUUUCUGUCUUCUUAGACCAGAAAGAUCUAAGAAAAAACACAAAAUUCAACCAAGUGAAAGGCAAAAGAGCUGAGAACUCAUUUUUGACAAUUUGACCCAGGAGUCUGCAAAACACAGUGAUUGUUAAAAUAAACAAUGCUCUUGCUCUUG
Messenger RNA from Pundamilia nyererei, 2399 nucleotides. RefSeq names its product follicle stimulating hormone receptor (gene fshr). Bases 175 to 2124 code for a protein of 649 amino acids. Gene Ontology annotation, molecular function: follicle-stimulating hormone receptor activity; G protein-coupled peptide receptor activity. Gene Ontology annotation, cellular component: plasma membrane. Gene Ontology annotation, biological process: male gonad development; follicle-stimulating hormone signaling pathway; activation of adenylate cyclase activity. The record is from RefSeq and is a predicted model, not a curated record. The transcript has 12 exons. NCBI's taxonomy places the organism in Eukaryota, Metazoa, Chordata, Actinopteri, Cichliformes, Cichlidae.